AUGAGUGAGGCAGGAGAGGCCACCCUCACGGAGGUGGCCGCCUCCGACUCCCCCCAAGCCGGCUCCCUCCAAGCCAGGAAGAGAGAUCUGUCGUCCUUGGGAGGCGGAGACUCUGUCCAGGCCCUAGUCACCAGCCACCUCUGCGAAAACUCUGUCCCCGAGGCCACCGUGGCAGCUGGCACCAAGGAAAAGGCGCCCAAGCAAGUGAUCGCCAAGAGGGUGAGUGGAUCCGUCAAGUGGUUCAAUGUAAAGAACGGGUACGGUUUCAUCACCAGGCACGACACCCAGGAAGAUGUGUUCGUUCACCAGACGGCCAUCACCCGGAACAACCCCCACAAGUACCAACGCAGCGUGGGGGAAGGCGAGACCGUGGAGUUCCACGUGGUGCAGGGCAAGCAGGGCAUCGAGGCUGCGAACGUGACCGGGCCAGGCGGCGCCCCAGUGGAGGGCAGCCGCUUUGCGGCAAACCGACCCCGCUUCCGCCGUGGCUUCCACACCCGCCAUCGCGCGCCACAGCAUCGCAGCGCCAGGGGCCCUGAGGGGGACGUCUAUGGCUACGACUAUGACUACCACUGCAACUACGACUACUACUACUACGACUACUACGGCUGCUACCACUACUACGACUACUGCGGCUACUAUGACUACGACUACCAGGGCAGCAGAGAAGACUUCGCCUUCGCCCAGGGCCAGAGGCGCCACCUGCACCGCCGCCCCCAAGACCAAAGGCUGAGGCGCUUUCCGCCCUUCCGCAGGGCCUGGGCUGUGACCCGCCGCCCUUCCACCUCCGCUCCUGCCAGCCGCCCUCCGCAGGCCGCCCAGCUGCCUGGGUCUGCACCAGCCGCCGGGCCGGAGGGCUCACCACCACGCCGUGGGCCUGGCCCCAGCUACCGCUUGAGUCGCCCUAGGGGCCGAGGCAUGGCCCCUCGUCCAAAGUCCUCUGAGCAGCUGGAGGCAGAAAACAAGGAGAGCGGGAGCGAUGCUGGCUCUGCAGCCUGCGGCCCCAACAACCCCAUCCACAGCCAGCAGCAGCCGUCUGGUGCCCAGGACCACAGCCCUGAAGGAGGAGAGGAAGACACCACCAGGAAGGGCCCUGCUGGAAAACCCGCUUGCAUUGCCAAUCAGAGCAGCACCUCAGAGGAGGACGCCGCAGUUGCAGAUGCCACCUCUGCUGCACAGGCCCAGUGA
Molecule: messenger RNA, 1188 nt
Organism: Myotis lucifugus (little brown bat)
Lineage: Eukaryota; Metazoa; Chordata; Mammalia; Chiroptera; Vespertilionidae
Product: Y-box-binding protein 3-like
Exons: 1
Coding region: 1-1188 (395 amino acids)
Biological process (GO): regulation of gene expression
Cellular component (GO): nucleus
Molecular function (GO): nucleic acid binding
Source: RefSeq, a predicted model, not a curated record